AUGGCCGACCUUAUGAACAAGAUCAAGGAGACACUCGUUCCCUCCAACAAUGAGAACAGCAACACUGGCUCUCACCAGGAGUCCCAUAACAGUGGUUCUCUCCGCGAGACUUACAACACCAGUUCAAACAACGCCGAGUCAUUUAACAACACCUUCAACAACACAAACCAAAACAACCAGCGAGAACUUGGUUCCAACUCCAACAUUUCUCCACUUGAUGCAACAAGCACCCAGAACCAGCAGACCGAGGGUGUCCGCACAGGGGACAGGAUCAACUCCCUGGUAGAGAAUGUGCCCGGCGUUCCCUCCACACAGUCAAAGCCUUCCAAUACUGAGUCUUACCAAAACGACAUGCACAAGUCUCCCGGCGCUACUCUUGACGCUACCCGUGCUCCUCCUUCUGCUCUUAGGGAGCACCUUGGAGAGCCUAUUAUUGAGCAUGACUAUCCCCAUGAGAGCACGACUAAGCGUCAUUCUUCUGUUAGUCACCAGGAGGAGCACUAUAACCUCAACUGA
This is a messenger RNA of Fusarium musae, 516 nucleotides long. RefSeq lists its product as uncharacterized. The transcript has 2 exons. The coding region runs from base 1 to 516 and encodes 171 amino acids. NCBI's taxonomy places the organism in Eukaryota, Fungi, Ascomycota, Sordariomycetes, Hypocreales, Nectriaceae. The record is from RefSeq and is a predicted model, not a curated record.